ACACAAAUGCUAGCCCCAGUUUUCACUCGUCCAACCAGUAGAAACAAACAAAGAUGGCGGACUCAGGUUUAUCCGAAAAAGCAAGCUAUGUACCCCGACCACCAGCGGUUUUGUUCUAUCACAAGUCUAUGAGUCAGUUGGCUCAAAGUAUUUGUGAAAGAUGCAGCCAUGCACUGAAAUCACCGAUCGUAACACAGGUAGGACACGUUUGAGUCCCUGUCUACUAACUAUAUUGUUUCACCUGACGUUGUGGUCAAUCGCGAGAGGACAGUGUGUUGAUUGAUAGUAACAGCUGUUUCGAUCCAUAUCUACCCAACUAUCACUAAAUUAUAACAUAAAAAAGAGAAAAUUCCAGAGGAAUUUGUAAGAGGCGUGUGGAUUUUCGAUAACUGGAGUGAAAUUUAUGUCAUUAUUGUUUGGCCAAUGUUCCUAAAAACACUUGACAAAGUUUUUGACAUUUUUUUGACAUAAUUUUCAAGCAGAUCCAAUCAAAGUCCAAGACUUUUUAUGAGUUUUGUCUUAACUGUAAUUUGCCUCAAUUUGGUACCCUUCCUGACAACUAAGAGACUUCUUCAAACAAGAUAUUCUGCCAGGUUCCCCGUAUUGCAUUUCACAAAAUUCACACUUACAGGAGAAAGUAACAGGGCCUUUUACAGAGUGAAAGGAAGCAACUCCCUGCACCUUACUGUCGUUAUUAUCAAUCAAUCAAUCAAAAACUUUAUUUAAGUGUCUAAUUCUCUAGCUUGCCGUCAGGGCUACUAAUCGGGGACAGUACUUAAAUUACUUAUUAAUAAGAAAAUAUAUAUAUACAUAAUACCAUAAGUUAAUAAGAUUUAACUAUUCUAAAACUACUUAAAAGAUACACGAUAUUCAAUACGCUUCGAAAAUACACCUAUGUAAUAAAUAAGAAAAAACUGUUUUAUAAUAUAUCAACUCUACUAGUUAUGAAAUUUUCUGUUUAUGAAUUAUGAGUCACACAGGUGGCACCCUUUGCAUGGGCUAUCACUAACCAAUUUGUUCAGAUCUUUUCUCCUUAUAUUUGCUUUAAACCUGCUUCAGGAGGUCUCGUUUCUGUCCUUCAUACUCAAUUUUGACCAUAAAAAUGGCCCAAAAAAAUCUGGGGGAAUGCUUUCCAUAUUUAACAGUUUUUACCCUUUGAAUGUGAAAGUCCGAGUUCCUCAGGUUGUAGUUCGAAGGUGAUGACGAGAAGAGUUCUAGUAUGUUGUAAGGCAGUAAUCUAUUCCUUAUUUUGAACAUAAAGAUAGCGAUAUCUUGUAAUCUUAUGUUAUAUAGACUCGUCAUUCCAGCGUGUGUAAGAAGGUCACCAUAAGGAGAGACGCGAUCUUUGAAAACUGUACGUAGUUCUCUUUCAUUAAUUCUCUAGCUUGUUUCUGUCGCUUGCAUGACAAAAGUGCCACACCAAGCUACAGUGUGUGAGAUGGGGUAAAACUGCAGUUUUAUAUAUCCGUAGUUUUGCGUUCAUCGGGAUUAGAUUCCUUCUUAGUUUUUGAAUUCCUCAUUUUCUAACAGUUGGUUGUCCCAUAUUUUGUGUCUUUCAGUUUUGCCACCAUGCCCUCCUGUACCCAAUUGUUAAAUAGGCUGGAUGUUACUUUCCGAAUUGUUACAGAAUAACAUCUUUACUUUACCAUAUCUUUAUUACAGAAAGGACUUCUUCAGUUUCAACAGAGUGUAGAGCUCAGAUCUGUAUCAUGGCAGCAAUUCCCUGAUGGCUGGCCAAAUUUGUUUAUUGAAAAUGUGAAGCAAGAUUGUGCAGGAAGAGAUGGUAAGCAUUGCCCUACAGAAAUUCACCAGUUAUGGAACAUUUCUAGAUUUUUUAAAACAAGUUCCCAUGCUGUGACUGUUUUCAUGUAAGGUCAGGGAAGGACUGCGUUUAUUUAUUUAUUUAUUUAUUGUCUUGCAGAUAUAGAUUUUUACUUUAUUAUCACUAUUUUAUUUGCUAUACCAACCUAAAUUAGCAAAGCUAUUUGUGGGUAUUCAUUUUCCGGCACUAAUAAUAAUACAAUGUAAAUAGUAAUAAUAGGUACUUUAUUUAUAUAGCACCAUUUCCAGUGAUGCCCAAUGGCACUUUACAAGAAAUGUUCAAAAUAUUACAUGAUAUGGAAACAAGAGAGGAUGGUGUAAGUUUUAUUUACAUGUAUAGGUUCAAUCACUCCCUGUCACAUGUGAUUACAUGAGCUCGUUUUAACCCCAAUUUUUGAUAAGCCCAGGCUUGCUUAAUGGCUUUAAGGCAGCUAUGCCACUGGUGACAGGAAACAUCUGAUUCUUUUUGCAGUCAUCUUUUUAGGCAGUUUUCACUACCCAGAAGUUGUAUUUGAACAGCUAUCUAUUCUUUACAAAAUCCCGAGGUAUGUUUAUAGAUACUGAUGUUAAUAGCAGAUUUCAGUCUUCUACUUUGAAUGGAAUACCUGUAAUCCUCCUACCAUUAUCAAAACAAACAACAACAAAAUGAACAAGUACUGUACUGAUGUCAUACAUGUACAUGCUUUUUAGCUGUUUUUUUACAAAAGAUGCUUGAAUAUCCAAGGUUUACCUGCUACCUUCCAAAAAUUAAUUAACUGUUAUCAGAGGGAUUGGAGUGGGCAGGGGGUACGGUAAUAAUAGAUUAUGAAUAAUUGAUGAGUAAAUGUACACUGUACAUUUCAGGUUAUUAGCAAGAUCAUUUACCGCUAUUGUACCCUACUUUCCAACUGGGACAAUGGAGAGAGAAGAAGUAGAGGGGCGAGUUGCCACUGCAAAGGUACAUUGGGGAGGUGGCCAUACCUUGAAAAAAUGCUCUUAUUUGACUGCUAUUUACUGUGUCCUUCCACAGUGUCUCUUAACCUUCCGAGACAGACUCUGUGACACACUUCAGGGUUAAGGCAGCAUGUCAAUGAAAGAUUAUACCCACCCCUAUGAAUGAAGGGCUACUUUGUUUGAAGAUUAACCACAGUGAUUCACACACUUGGAUCAAUUUUGCACUAGACAAGAGAGAGUCUGAUCGUAGUGUCUGCAGUUAUUGUCAUCGCAGGUAGUCAAGUGACAUCAAAAUAAUUACAAGAAAAGGUUACUGUUGUGGUAUCAAUCUUGGUUAAAGUGACAAGCAAAUUUGAGCUUACAAAAUUAAUAAUAUUGUAAUAUUUGUUUUCAAUAAGUGCUAGCCUGCUUCGUAUCUUGGUGAAGCUUGGAUGUGUGACAUUUCGAAAAUGUGGUUACAUAACAAAAUCUCUCUUUUUAAAUUUCGAAUCAGCUGACCCAUUUUUCCCAAGUAACAAAGUUGAGGUGUCUGUGCUAUCAUUAAAAAGUAAACCAAUGGCUAAAAAUGUAACUCACCCAAGCAUACGUGUAUUAAGAAAGCCACCAAGAACUACCUGAAAUGAAUCAAGUAAAUUAUAAUUAUUCCUUAUAUUUUAGCGCUUACCCCCAUGUAAUAUUAAGAGUGUCAAUAAAAAAGUCUCAUAGAUUUCAGUGGGCCACUACUUCGAAGUUAGUUGUGUAGUGGGAGAGCAGAAUAAACCCAGCUGUAUUCAUGGCCAUUUUGUUCCCUUGCAUAGUUCACUUGAUGAAUGAACACAAGUGUAAAGGGUCUGUUCCUUGUUUAUUCUGUUGAUGGCCUUAGAUGUUUUUAUAUCUUCUCUUUGAAAUAAUGGACUGAAGGAGAUUGAUCAUUUAGAGUAAAUUGAUACUUUUUUGAUACAAUAUUUUUGUUACCCUGGCCCCAGAGGUUUUUCUUCUCUCCUUACUGCUUUGCAACUCAUUGUCUCCGCCUCGCUGUUCGCUCUCUCUUUCAUGAACAAAAAAAUUCAAGAAAAGCCUCUGGGACCAAGGUAUAUUUUUGUGGCAAACUACAAAAAAUGAAAAAAACAUAAGGUGAAUUCCAACCAAAAGACAACAUAUCUACAAAUAAAUAUAAAUAUAAAUAUCUAAAAAUAACUUUUAUCAUUAUCUUUUUUGCCAGACACUUGCCAUGCUGUUGUCUGCCAUUCCAUUAACAGCAAGAGGCCCAUCUCAGAUCAUGGUUUUUGACAUUCAUGCUCUGCAAGAGAGGUUUUAUUUUACUGACAAUGUCAUCCCCAGGUAACUGUGACAGACUGUGAGUAUACAAAUUUAAUUGGAAUAGACCUUACUACUGCUUGGUAAUUAAUGUUUGUUGCAGCCAUGUUUCUGGUCAUGUGACACUUACUUUGUUUGUCUUGUCAUUAAUUAUGCAUUUUUAAGUAUGCAUAAAUGGGAUGAAAUUUUUAAGUUAUGUAGUUCCUCGAGUAAUAGCCAGGGGGCAUUAUUAUUUUUUCCACACAAAAAAGGAGUGAUUAUUCGAGGGAAGACGUUUAUUCGAGGGAGACAAUUAUUUCAAAUAUUCCUCACUGGAAGACAUGCCCUAAAUAUUUUCUUUUAUUAUCCCAUUAAAUGCAAAAUUGAUCACAUCAAAUAACUGAACAUGGGCUUUUUAAGUUUUCCAAAUUUGGUUCCUUGAUUAAUUUUUAAUGUCAAUUUCCUUGGCGUCCGAGGUUGAAUUGUCAGUAAUCAGUUUAAUAGCUGGAUCAGGCUCCACUUUAACUAGACAGGGAGGGUAUAAAAGAAAGACAAGAUGGCGAGAGGGGUGGGGGGCGAUUAUUUGAGGGAGGCGAUUAUUUUGAAAUAUUUCCGUUUAAGGGGGGCUUACUUAAUAACGUACUCUUGGUCUGAUUAUUUCAGUUUAUAAAUUAGUGUAACGUUUGGUUUCAGAUUGGAAACUGCCAUACCCUUACUUCUUCGUGAAAUAACAUUGCUGAGUCAACAUAAUGACAUUAGUAUCGCAUUUCCAGAUGACGGUGCCUUCAAGAGAUUUCACGCUAUGUUCAGUUCAUUCCCAACCAUAACCUGUACCAAGCUCAGAGAAGGAGACAAAAGAAUUGUCAGAGUUAAAGAUGGUAACAUAACAAUUCAUUCACUUUAUUUGAUGGUGUUUUCUAGGAAUAUCAGUGUGCUCGCCCUCUUGUGCAUUAGCCCGCUACAAGUUCGCCUUCUAUAUGUAAUUUAAUGUUAUUUAGAGGGCCACAAAUUUAUCAUUUUUUUCAUAACUGUCACGUGUUUACCCUCUUUAAAUAAAGGCGUUACCUUACCUUACCAUUUCCGAGUUUGCCCUGUCGUUGAAACAAGACCAAAGACCCCGAAAAAUCUGCUUGAAGCGAUCUUCGGUACAAGGUGAGAAGGGUAGUUAAAAUCGAAACAGUUGAUGGAUCGUCAUUUUAUGGAGCUAACUCUUUACCCGGCUUAUUCAUCAUGGGGCGAACUCGAUUUCUUACGCGGUUUACUAUUACUGAGGGGCUAACACAAUAUUGGGGGAAACCACUGGCUACCAUCUCGAGAGCUUGAUUUUCCCUAACGCGCUCGAUAACAAUAUGAUUUUUCCUUCCGAGCUUCCUGUACCUCUGAUUGAAAAAAAAAAACAUCUUUCUUGUAGCUACUUCUUAUCAAUCUUCUCAGUUGUUAAUGAGCACUGACGGGCCAUUAAACCGCAACAUUUGGACAUGUAGUAGACUACGAGUAGUCCCUAAUUUUCCCUCAGGGAUAGUAGAGCGAGCGAAACGCGAGCGCGCGUGAUAAUUACCCCAUGCGAAAAAAAGCGAGUCACGCGCGCUCGCGUUUCGCUCGCUUUUAGUCUACUAUCCUUGAGGGUUGAUUCCACUGUCGCGUGAUUUUUACGUGCGUACGUGCGUAAAAUUUACGUUCGCAAAUACAAUAGGGGCAUUGUGUGAAAGGUCGUACGUAAGCGUAAAAGUGUAACCUCGCUCAACUUCACGUUUAAUCUCAACACUUUCUAUCUUGCCUCUAUUUUAUUUACGUGAUUAAAAUUUACGUGCGUUAACGUGCGUGGCCAAAAACGCGUCAGUGGGAAAUCAACCUUGAGGGAAUAUGAGGGACUACUCGUAAUACGUACGUGUAGAGUAAUAUAUAGAUUUAGUUGCCUCUUUAUAUUUUAAAUCAAACAAUGAACUUGUAAUCCACAACCAAAAUCACCCAUACGUCCAGCCGGUUCUCAUUUUUAGUGCGAGCUGUCAGUGUGGUCGAGUGUUUGAAUGAACUUUAAUGGAGGUACGUCUCAACAUAAUAACGAAUUUAUUAUCAUUACUUUUUGUUAUUUAAUGGUUCCAGCUAUAACGAUGUGUAAUCUUAUAAAGCGUUUGAUACGUGGGACAUUUCUAUGUACUCCUGCAAGCGAUGUUCAUGAACGCUGAAAACAAACACCACGGACAAGCGAUUAAAAUUGCAAGAGAGACUACUAACAAUCAAUAAACGAAAUAUAAUUCGGUAAAACAUUUACAGAGACAACAAUUUUCAUUCACGAAGACAAGUAUUAAAGUGUCUCUAAAAAUCCUGAGUCUUUAAGCUUUAAUAAAGCUUAAGCUUAAGUUUAUUUUGUUUUACUUUCAGCCGGCCUUCCGGUGUUUGUUUUUUUUUUUCAAAGAUGAACUCCUCGAAGCAAGAAAAUCACUCAAAGUUUUCUUUCUACAGCCAAAUUUAUAACUAAAUAUUCUUCGGAACGUUUGUUUUCUAUUUGCCGUGAAAAAAAAAUCUGAAGGCCUUUUAAAGUCCUGUAAGCUUAUAUCAAACCUGAUACUAGAUCAGAUCAUUGACUCAAAUCUUAACAAACGUGCAAAAACUUGCCGCAUAAACUGUGCUCGACUUCAUGAAAUUAGAUAUAACAAAAACAAACAUCAAAUACAAUAAUUACUCAGGCUUACCAUUCGAGAUUCAGUUCCUGAAAGAUAUCAAGGAAGGCCAUAGUUGCUUGAGACUUUUAAACCCUCUUACGCAUUGAGCAAGGUGAAAGACGAAAACGAUGCCAUCUGAAAUCGGAUUACCCAAUUUUAACAAGCGACGCAUUUCUCAACCAAAAACCCAAUAAACAAACCAGCCAUGGAUAACAGAAGACUCUUGAUAGCAGCUGUAUUUCAUUUUGUACAUCCAGUGGAAAAAGACAGUUCACAAGUUGACACAAAACUAGCUCCGCCGCUAACCACUCAAAGCUUCAACGAAAUACCGUAAAAUUCCGAAAAUAAGCCCCUCCAUGUAUAAGCCCCUCCAAAUAUAAGCUCCCCAAACCCGUAACGCAAAAAAGCCUCCGUUAAAUCGCCCCUCCAUAUAUAAGCCCCCCCCGGGGGCUUGUACUUGGAAAUUGCCCUCAAAUGCAAAGUAAAACAAAGCAAAAACGGUAAAUUUCCCUCCAACUAUAAGGCUAGUCCAAUCGAUUUUGGAACGCAAAUUUCCCUCCAUAGAUAAGCCCCUCCGAUUAUAAGCCCCUCCAAAAAUAAGCCCCUCUAAAAGGGCCUUUGAAAAAUAUAAGCCCCGGGGCUUAUUUGGAAUUUUACGGUAUACCCGUAGCGCGGGUGAGUAAGCCACCGAAUUGGCUUAAUACCGUGAUAAUUAGUCAGUCAGCAACCUCCUUGACUGCAAAAUAGUCGAUUUUUUCUUAAAAUCGGUUAGUUUAGCGUAGUUAGUUGAGAGAAAGCGUCUCUUUUCAGUCUCGCCCUCCGUUUUCAGCCUCGGUCCAGACCUUUUGUUUGACUGCUCGCGCGUACUUGAAUACGCAAAAAUACGGACUGUUUUGCAGUCUAACAAUCUCUCUGCCAAUCGCACCUGAUAUUGCCUUCUACUCUAAUAGGCGAUCCUUCAGGACAUCACGUGAUCAUUGUCGAUGACCUUGUAAUGACAGGAGGAACUCUGGUUCAGUGUGCUAAAGUAAGGACAGCUUACGAUUAAGCUCUCUUUUGGGUAUUUAUCAUGCUAGUGGCGUGAAAGCCGCAAAAGAAAGUUUUAAAUUUUGUUGCCUAAAAUUCUGCGUUCAAUAAGCUUUGAUAUAGUCUUUCCUUUCAUUGCAUUUUUGCCGGGUUCUUCGAAGAAAUCAAAUGGCAGAUCGCCUUUAAAUUAUUGCAUACCCACCCAGUCAGAUCUGAGAUUUUUAGUAAGAAACUGUACGCUAACUAACUAAACCGAAAACGAAUGUUACCACCGGAAUACCGCAUGUAAGUGUAGGUUACGCGUAGCAGCUUGCAGCCAUACUCAUCUACCAGUAGGGUAAUGUAAGGGUUGACGUAGAUGAAGUUAACAAGAAAAUAAUAGCUAAUGACUGGGUUGGCAGCUGCUUGCAAAGCCGAAAGCCUUGUCUGAUAGCCCAGGGCUCGUGAAUUUUGCUAUCAGGCUAAGGAAUUCUGCCCGGCGCGGCUAAGUGAGGUUUUUUGGGGAAUUUGAAUUACAGGAGAAAUGUAAUCAAUCUUGCUCAUCAAAAAAAGAACAAGGUCCAAGCAAAUGAAAAUUACGUUUGGGCUAGUACAUGCAAGCUAUAGCUUUCUCAAAUGGCAAGCUGUAAGACAGACUUUCUUUGCACCUUUUAACAGUUUCAUUUGGCCUCGAAGAAACACUCCCGCUUGUUUCCAGUAAAGAUUAUCCCAACACAGGAUGCUGAAGUCAGACAAAUUUUUCAUUGCUUAUUUUGCAGGCAUUAUUGUCUUCUGGCGCGGUUAAGAUCAGCGCGUACGUAACACACGCCGUGUUCCCCAAAGAAUCUUGGAAGCUGUUCACUGAUUGUGACGUCAAGUUUGACAAGUUUUACAUAACAGACUCCAUUCCACACGCCGCUUAUAUUGCUCAACAUCCUCCAUUUAAGAUCCUUUCCCUCUGCGAUUCCAUUUCUGAAGCUUUGUUGGGUUUCGACUUACUUCAGAGUUAAACAGACUGUUAAACGUACUUCGAAGGUAAACCGUGCUACUAAUUCGUCCACCCAAUUUCUUUCAAAUAACGAAAUUUUUAAAAACGCGUUCAAUUGACCAUGUAUCAGAAUAAGACUAAAUGGUUUUGUUAGAUAUUUAUAGCCGCUGUAGCAUCUGCCACUCCGGUGUACAUAUAAUACAGUAGACUCUCUUUUUACGGACACCUCUAAGUAACGGGCACCUAGAGUUGGUCCCUGCUUUUCUUUACUCCCUUUAUUUGACUCUCUAUAAGACGGACAUCUCUCUAAGACGGCCACUUGGUACCGGUCCCAUAGAUGUCUGUCUUAGAGAGAGUUGAGUGUAUUCGUAACGUCCCAGUGGCUCCAAAAUUCAUUUAUAUUUCGCCACAUGUUUAAUUAAACAUACCAUUUACAGUAUAACGCUUACACCAAAACACCACAGGAAGACCAUCCCGCUUCAUUGCGUUCCAUGCUGAGGCCUAACAAGGACCAAAUAGCUGUCCAUAUCUGCUACUUGUCGGGUGAAAUGGUUUGACACCACCAUUCACACGGAAUUGGCUACAUCGCGGAAUGUUGGCUCUGACGUCAUUGUGCGGCGUCCGUACGUCUUUACCCUUCAACAUGUAAGCGAUUAUGAAAUGUCACUUUCAGUUGCAUGCCGCGUUAAUUUUUUUGGCAGGAUAUUGUAUGGAAACCUGCGGUUUCUUGGCGGGAAUGGCGUGUCCAAAGGUGUAAGAGUAAGCGUUUAUUGUUCCCUUCCACAAAAGCUUAAUGUAAAAAGUUACUAGAUUUAUUGUUUGAAGAAAACGGUUAGUUUCUUGUGGGAGCUACGCUUUUAUAAUUGGCUAAAUUUUAUUUUUAAUUAAGACAGAUUUGAAUCUAACAUUAGCAAGGAAAUCGAUGUUAAAGCAAUUUUAGUCGUACCUUUCGUUACGACCGAGACAAAAAAAAAUCAGUUACUCAAGCAUGCUUCUGCUGCCGGGGGGAACGAAGCAGUUUUCUGGUUAAACCAGCCAGAGGUUGAAAAAAUUGCACGUGAGCCGUGCCAAACAUUGAUGAACAUGUGCAAUCUCUGAUUGGUUGAAAGGACAACACGCUUGUUUGUAAAAAAGGUGCAAUUCGUGUUAGAUCUCGAAUGUGUACUUUGAAAUAGUUUAUUUAGAUAACAUGACGCAUAUUGGCGAGGUUAUAGUAAACAGUAUAGGCCGCAUACCGUAUAAUUCCGAUAUUAAGUCCCUCCAUGUAUACGCCCCUCCCAAUAUAAGCCCAACAAACUCGUAACGCGAAAAACCCUCCGUCCAAAUAUAAGCCCCCCCAGGGGCUUGUACUUGGAAAUUGCCCCCAAAUACAAAGUAAAACAAAGCAAAAACGGUAAAUUUCCUUCCAACUAUAAGGCUAGUCCAAUCGAUUUUGAAACGCAAAUUUCCCUCCGUAGAUAAGCCCCUCCAAAAAUAAGCCCCUGGGGCUUAUUUUCGGAAUUUUACGGUAAUUUAAAGAGUUUUCAAAUUACAGAGUUUUUUAGUAUUUUAUCAUUUACGGUCAAAGCGAUUACAGUAUUACAUUUAGAUAAAAUUUAUCAAAGUGAAGACCACUAGAUAGCGUUUAUUGUUUGUAGUCACUCCGUUUUUAAGGUGAAUAUUUUAUAAUUUGUCACAUCACACUCGAUAGUUUUAAACAUCAACUACUAGUAGAAUCUCGACCCCAGAGCUCUUCUGCGCAUAAUGGCCAGGGAGGGAAGAGCUCGUGGAACCCUAGAACAAGGCUGCCUCUGAUUGGUUUCAGUGAAAAAAAGAAACAAAUAAACAAUAAACGUGUUUCUGAGUGGUCCAAUCAAGUUUGCACGAGAGCGCGUGAACGUGUGGCAUGUGAGCGGGUUUACCCCUGGAAAUCAGUAUUGCAGUAAAGAAGACGCCCGGCCGAUUCUCGAAGCAACAUUUGCACGACUAUUUAGGCAGAAUAACCGGAUUCUCCAAUUUUACAAUAAUACAUUAGCUACAUAUAGAAAACCCUGUGUAGCAGAAUGACGAUGCCUAU
This is a messenger RNA of Porites lobata, 10741 nucleotides long. Lineage: Eukaryota; Metazoa; Cnidaria; Anthozoa; Scleractinia; Poritidae. The record is from the annotation of a GenBank genome assembly.